Austrofundulus limnaeus is the source of this 2685-nucleotide messenger RNA. It is a transcript of the gene plekhg7, whose product is annotated as pleckstrin homology domain containing, family G (with RhoGef domain) member 7. The transcript has 17 exons. Bases 376 to 2541 code for a protein of 721 amino acids. The record is from RefSeq and is a predicted model, not a curated record. Gene Ontology annotation, molecular function: guanyl-nucleotide exchange factor activity. Gene Ontology annotation, biological process: Rho protein signal transduction. Lineage: Eukaryota; Metazoa; Chordata; Actinopteri; Cyprinodontiformes; Rivulidae.
UUAAUUUUCCCAUUCAGCUGAACAGUCAGUCGCACCUUCCACACCAGCGCCAGGUCAGGACAAAGAUGAAACUCUCGGCGCUCUUAUUUUCUCGCCUUUUGAGAGUUUAACAACUUCGAGCCUUCCUCCGGAGUUUAACCUUCCAGSCUGCCGCUGUUUUAGCCAAGUUUUCCCCGGUCAAACUUCACCUUGAGCCGCCGCCGGUGGAGUGGGGUCGACGCGCGGAGCAGCGUGGAUAAACAAAUAAACAGAGUGAGAGUGCGACGCAACAGGAUUAUUACCUUGACGUUAACCUGAAGGAGGUGAAGCGAUCGGCCUGUGAGAUUACCUGUUUUCUGAUCUCCGCUGCACGAUAAUAAUGCCUUUGAGGUUACAAUGACUACGCUGAAGCACGUUAUUCUGCAGGACAAAGACCAGGACAAAGAAAGGAAGCUGGAUUGGAGUUACAUUGAAUGGGUUGAGAAUGAAGUUGUCACGACAGGUCUGGUGGACGCCCAAACGCAAACGGACUCGGGGCCUUUAGAGGACAAGGAGAUUCAGACCUGCAGCCCCGUCAUAAUGCACAUAGACCUGAAACGGACUCACUCCAAGCUGAGGCAUUCGUGUGCGGUGGAGACUGACGGUUUGGCAGCACCGUUCUUCCAGUUUGACCGCCAAGCUCCCGGGCGGAUCUCCACAUCUCCGACCCUGAGGAGGAUGAGGAGCACGCGGCGUUCGGUCAUAAACACUCGAGAUCCUGUCAUGAUGGAGAGCACUCAGGAGGAGCCCUCGUCCACCACGACGACGUCCCCGAAAAGCCCCCUUUCGCCUCUCGCCGCAAACCCCGUCUCUGAUGAAGAGCUCAACCAUCAGUCAGGUUCACAGAGGACCAGAUCACACAGAUCAAAGACUUUGGAGAACGGGGUCAGUUCCACAAAACAGCAGUGUCACAGCGCUCAUCCUGCUCUUUUUAAAAAAUCUGGAUUUCCUGAUGGAGAAUUGCAGGAGUCAGAACACAGRGACGGCAGGCUUCAUGAGAGGAGGCGGAGCUCCGUGGUGGUCAGUUUACCUGGAUCAGACGUUUCACCCGGAGACCUUUUUGUGUCAAAUGGAGCAGCUGACAUGAUAAAUGAUUCAAAUUUAUCAGAUACAAAGAAAUCAAAGUGGCCCUUUUUAAGGCGUAGUACGACUAAAGGGAAGUUGCAGAUAGGCGGAGUUCCAGAUAUAGAAAAAUGCCUUUCAACGGUUCAGAUUCAAGACUGGAGGAGUACUGAAUUUCAGAAAUACAAGGACUUCUCUCUGCCUGAGUUCCUCCAGGAUCAGCAGGUGAGCAUGACCUCUGACCCUCAGGGUCGAAAGAGACAAGAGGCCAUCUGGGAACUCUUCACCAGCGAGUGUGUUUACUUCCUGGAUCAGCUCAUGGUUCUCAAAGAGGUGUUUUUGGCGACGCUCACAGACCUGCAGCUGAAGAGCUGCCUCACAGAUGUGGACUCYUGGAGGCUGUUUGCAAACCUGAAUGAACUCUGUCUGGUGAGUUCCAGUUUCUUGAAGAACCUCCUGCGUGUCAUUAAGGACACGCUGGAGAUCACGAAGGGCGGCGGGCCCACCCUGCUGCAGCUGCUGAGCAAGACGUUUCAGGAGAGCAUAUGUCACUGCCUGGAGAAGUACUGCCUCAACUACUCCUCAGCUCUGCUUUAUCUGUACAACCUGAUGUCCAGGGAGGAUUUUGGAUCAUACGUAAAGUGGGGCGAGAGGAACGAGCAGUGCCGGAGGCUGCUGCUACGCGACCUUUUGGUGGCGCCUCUGCACAGGCUAACCCGAUACCCGCUGCUGCUGAGGAACAUCGCAAAGAGGUGRCAGCUGGCGGAGGAGAGCAGAGGGCUGCUGGUUGUGACCGAGCAGGUGGACGCGUCUAUAUGUGACUUGGAGGGAAAGGUCAAAUGGCUGGAUAACUACAGGAAGGUGAAACAGCUGAGGGAUGCGUUGGUGUGGCCGCCUGUGUGGGAGAGAGAGAAGAGAUCCUUCAUCCCAGAGAAUCUGAAACACCUGCUGAAGGCCGUCACCCUGGAGAAUCUCAUCUCUCACCGGAGUCUGCUGCACGAAGGGAAGCUGGUGCUCACAGAGAACACAAAGCUSAUCGAUGUUUAUCUGUUCCUGUUCGACGAAUUCCUGCUGAUCACAAAGAUAAAGAGGAACAAAAAGAGGUCCACAAAUUCUGAGAACUCUCUGAGGCUGCAGCAGAACCUGGAGCUGGAUCAGCUGCUGAAGGAGGGAUGCACCUUCACGGUUCUGGACCAGCCCAUCUCUCUGGACCGACUCCAGCUGAAGAACAUCGAUCAGCUCAAUGCCUCCACAUCGGGUCUGCCUCACUCUUUCAUAAUAAUGCACCACAACCGCUACCAACAGUGUAUCGGUGCGUUCAUCCUGCAAGCUGCAUCAGAGGCUGCCAAGAGGGAGUGGUUAUCAAAGAUGGAAGGUGCGGCGUCGGCGCUGCUGAAGCUGGACUCUCAGCAGCCACGGCUGAAGAAUACAUCCUCCUGGUUGGAGUCCUCACAGAUCUGACCCAUCAGGUCCAGUCAGUGUGAACUUCAGACUGACAUCUGAACCACUCAAACAGCACUGGGACUGUUUUUUUUUUGUAAAUUACAUGUGUGCCUUUUAAAGGCAGAAACUGCAUUAGUGUUCAAUAAAUUCUGAAUAUGAAGA